AUGGCGAUCGUACACCAACGUAUACCUGCAAGGGUGAUAACAACAGUGAAGAAAUGUGGGAGCGGUUUGGAGACCGGAAUGAGACAACAUGUUAAACUUGGCGAAUUAUUUUUUGAUCGAUAUGUUGAUGAGCUGAAAUUUUUAAAUGCUAAAUAUAACUCUAAAGAGAUCUAUGUACGUUCUACUGACCUGAAUCGAACUUUACUUAGCGCAGUGUCUAAUAUGAUUGGCAUGUAUUAUAACCGUAGUAAUGCAGUGGCUGAUAAUGACUAUCCGACUAAUGACCGUUGGCCAGGAGCUUUUGUACCAAUUGCAGUUCACACAGUUGACGAUUUUACUGACUAUGUGGCGAAUCCAGACAGCCGAUGUCCGAGACAAGACUGGCUUUGGGAACAAGCGGAAAAAACCACAGAUAUGCUUAAGUUACGAAAUGAAACAAAAAGAAUUUACAAUAUGACAAUACCAGUAACGGAUGAACAAUUCGAAAAGAUGACAUACUAUAAUAACUUAGUUGAAGAUAAACAAAAUGGAAUAAAUAUUACUGAAUAUGAAGGCAUUAAUUUCCGGCAUGAACUUGGAAAAAUUCGUGGUGGCGGACUCUUAUGGGAAAUGAUUAAACAUAAUGACUUAAAACAUGAUACUACUGUCGCCGCACUGUUGGCCGUGGUUGGAGCAAAAGAAGAAGUGAUACUGUUUCAUCGAAAUUUCUCUACAGAAUUUGAAGACAUUACUGUGUGGGCUAACGGAUGUGAUGGUUAUAGUUGUUGCCCAUUUAAAGUUUUUCGAGAGUUCUCCAAGCCUUACUACCCCAGCAAUAAUGAAGAGAAACUUUGUGACGACAUCACUUCAAAAUCAACAUUUUUCGACCCUGACACGGAAGACUCACAUUCGUCAACAACCUCAAGACCACCUGUGACAGAAGACCCACAUUCAACAGCAACCCGAAGACCACCUGUGACAAAUGGCAUAUCCAAGACAGCUAUCUCGUACGAUAUGUGGUCACUGUCUUUUACAGUAUUAUUUGCACUUUCGGUAUUUGUUGUUGGAACCGAUAUCGUAUUACUUCAAACGGUUUGGAGACAUGGCGAUAGGACCCCAACAUGGACAUGUAAGGGAGACCCAAAUAAAGAAGAUUUCUGGGAAAGAUUUGGUGGUUAUGGGGAAUUAACUCCGUCUGGAAUGAAUCAACAUGUUCGCCUGGGAGAACUAAUCUACGAAACGUAUGCUCUUACUGAAAAGUUUUUAUCAAAGAAGUACGAUCCUCGAGAGAUUUAUGUAAGAUCAACCGAUUUAAAUCGAACAAUGAUUAGUGCAAUCUCAAAUAUGAUUGGAAUGUACUACAACCGCGGUAAUGCUGAAGCAGAAAACGAUUAUCCUACUGGAGUCAGAUGGCCUUCUGAAUACGUGCCAGUACCUAUACAUACAGUUCGGAACAAAGAUGACCACACUGUAAAUCCAGAUGCCGUUUGCCCACGACAAUCGUGGUUAUGGUCUCGAGUAAAAAAAACUAUUGAGUGGCAAACUCUUGUACGACAAAACAGUUACAUUUACAAUUUAACUCCACCAAUUAGUAAACAAACUUACAAGGAUAUUGUUACUCUCAACAACAAGGUAGAAGACAUGCAAAACGGAAUCGGUAUUAAACCGUAUAACGGAACUGAUUUUCGAAUUGAAAUUGGUAAAGUUCGAAGCGGAGUUUUCAUUUGGGAUCUGAUAAAUCAUAUGGAUUUAAAGCAUGAUACGACAAUUGGAGCAUUUUUGGCUGCAUUAGGAGCUAAAGAAAAAAUUAUUACUGCUGGAGGCUAUCCCGAAUACUCUUCGGCAGUUGUUGUUGAACUUCAUAAAAACAACAUUACGGAACCGUGCGUGAAGUUUCAAUUCCACCGCGAUUUCAGUUCUAAAUUUGAAGAUGUUACAAAAUUUGUUACAGGCUGCGAAAAUAAAGAUUGCUGCCCAUAUUCAACGUUUAGAGAAGAGUAUAAGAAAUUUUAUCCAUCAGACAAUGUAGUUUCGCUGUGUCAGGAUGUAAAGUCACCCAGUACAUCGUUUGAUCCAGACGCUAAUGGCGUUACAAAAAAACCGCAUACACAUCAGUUCCGUUUUGAACGAUACGAUGAGAUAACGGCCCAUUGA
Messenger RNA from Enterobius vermicularis (human pinworm), 2133 nucleotides. NCBI's taxonomy places the organism in Eukaryota, Metazoa, Nematoda, Chromadorea, Rhabditida, Oxyuridae. The record is from the annotation of a GenBank genome assembly.